GGCACCAAGUAUAUGAGCCUACGAGGACGGACACCAUCAGCAAGAUCAGAACCGGUCCCAAAAGUAGAAAAAGGCAAGGCAGGAACGCACCUUCCGUUUUAGGUAGGUGAAGAGGGGAACUCGGGAGAGAGAAGGCGACGCACAGCGCAGAAAAGUGGUCAGCGAAGGAGGAGGAGAUGGAGGAGAGGGAGAAGGUCGUGUCCCUGGCCAAGCUCGCCGAGCAGGCGGAGAGAUACGACGAUAUGGCGGAAUUUAUGAAGAAGCUUGCUAGGAUGGAUGUGGAUAUGAGUGCUGAAGAGAGGCAUUUAUUCUCAGUUGGUUUUAAGUAUACUAUCAGUGCAAGAAGGGCAUCAUGGAGAAUCAUUUCUUCACUUGAGCAAAAUGUGGCAGCUGGUGAUCAGACUGGUGUGAUGAUACAUGCCUAUAAAAAGAAAGUAGAGGACGAACUAAGGAUGGUUUGCAAUGAAAUAUUGUCAAUCAUCGCUAUACACUGCCUUCCCUUGGCCAGUUCGGGUGAAAAUACCGUGUUCUUUUAUAAGAUGAAAGGUGACUACUACCGUUACUUGGCUGAAUUUAGCACCGGCACUGAAAAGAAGGCUGCUACUGACCAGUCACUUAUGGCCUAUCAGCAUGCCAUGGUUGUUGCCUCCAUUGAGCUUUCGCCUGCCCACCAGAUCAGACUUGGCCUUGCCCUCAAUUUUUCAGUCUUCUUUUAUGAGACAAUGAACUCUCAUGAGAGAGCUUGCCAAGUGGCAAAACAAGCAUUUGAUGAGGCUGCUGCUGAGAUUAAUUCUGCUGGCGAGGGAGUUUACAAAGACAGCACACUUAUGAUGCAGCUUCUGAAGGACAACCUAGCAUUGUGGAUGUCAGAAGUAACUGGAGGUGAAACAUCUAAGGAUGACGACAACGAUAUGGAGGGUUGAUUGAGACGUGUUCAAGGCCCCUAUGCACUCAAAAUAACCAAGCAACAAUGCUAGUGAACCUGUGACCUCUAGUUUUUCCUGCAUCGGAAAAAUCUUAUGUUUUUCUUUCUGCACUUUCUUUCUCUUUUGGCCCUUGUUUGGCCUUGGUGUGAUCCUUGGGUGUUUUCGAAGUUUUGGUUAGUGACCGUUUACCCAGCUCUGGUCAUAUUUUUGAGAGCAUGGAAUGGUUGCCACCCAGCUUUGAUGUCUCAAUUGUCACCUGUUUUGAUGCUUCAGAAGCAUCUUUGUGCACCGGAAAACUGUCUCUCUUAUCGAUGAAUGAGAACCGUCUCCCAUAUGAAUAAAUAUGAUUCAGUGGUACUAUGG
Molecule: messenger RNA, 1289 nt
Organism: Phragmites australis (common reed)
Lineage: Eukaryota; Viridiplantae; Streptophyta; Magnoliopsida; Poales; Poaceae
Product: putative 14-3-3-like protein GF14-H
Exons: 7
Coding region: 177-923 (248 amino acids)
Biological process (GO): signal transduction
Cellular component (GO): cytoplasm
Source: RefSeq, a predicted model, not a curated record